Molecule: messenger RNA, 7292 nt
Organism: Gopherus flavomarginatus (Mexican gopher tortoise)
Lineage: Eukaryota; Metazoa; Chordata; Testudines; Testudinidae
Product: beta-1,4-galactosyltransferase galt-1-like
Exons: 2
Coding region: 309-1616 (435 amino acids)
Source: RefSeq, a predicted model, not a curated record
CACAUCGGCUUGAAUAAUUUUGGAGUAAAUUUAGGCAACUGACAGAUAACUGGCAGGAUCUCUAAUGGCAAGAGAAAAUUCUGAAAGCUUAUUGGAGGACUGAACAAUAGUUUCCUGAGUCUUUUGCUCCAGCAGGCAUUUGUGACAUACUCUUGGUCUCAGGGGAUUAUUCUCUACGUAUCCAGUGAAAAUUAUUUUAAAUUACCUUUGUUCAUAAUUACAUCCAGAAAAAGCAGAGGCGAUAACAGGUGUGUCUGUCUGAAGUUCUGGCAAAAAUUCAACUGCAUCUGCAUUUAAAUCCAUCUGAAAUGUUACUCUGUAAAGGAAAAUCAUACCAUGUACCUGUUGCUUGCAUUAUUGCUUUCACUUCAGUGAUGAUGACUCUAGCUUAUCUUUGGACACAGAGGCACUCUCUCCAACCAAAAAUAACAACACAAGAAGGCAACCUCUGUAGGGGGGAAAUUGCCAACAAUACAAUCACAGCCUUAAAAGAUACUAGAACUUUUAUCAUUGCCCCGUACUUCGAUGACAGAGAAAGCAAAAUGACCCGUGUGAUUGGGAUUGUUCACCAUAAAGAGGUGAAAGAUCUUUUCUGUUGGUUCUGCUGCCAGCCUGAUGGUGAAAUAUACAUAUCAAAGGCAGAAAUAUAUGUUCAUUCAGAUAGAUUUGGAUUCCCUUAUGCGGCAACAGACAUGCUUUGUUUGGAACCUCAAAACUGUGAUCCAAACUUUGUAUCCAUCAGUUGGGCCCAUAAAGGAAAUAUCGACCAACUACCAAGGUUUGAAAUAAAAAACCGCAAAGUUGAGACAUUUCCCGUUGAAUUCACAGUGUGUAUCUCUACCAUGUUUGGAAAUUACAAUAAUGUCUUACAAUUUAUACAGAGUAUGGAGAUGUAUAAAAUUCUUGGGGUACAGAAAGUGAUAAUCUAUAAAAAUAGUUGCAGCCAAUUGAUGGAGAAAGUCUUGGAGUUUUAUAUUGCAGAUGGAACUGUCGAAAUAAUUCCCUGGCCAAUUACUUCAUAUCUCAAGGUGUCUCCUAGAUGGAGAUUUAUGGAGGAUGGAACACAUAUUGGCUACUACGGACAAAUCACUGCUCUAAAUGACUGUAUUUACCGCAACAUGUACAGGAGCAAGUUUGUGCUUCUUAAUGAUAUUGAUGAAAUUAUUUUGCCCAUUAAACAUUCACAUUGGAAAAUGAUGAUGAGCAGCCUUCAGGAGCAAAAUCCAGGGGCUGGGAUCUUCCUCUUUGAGAACCACAUAUUUCCAAAAACUGUAUAUGCGUCUACUGACAUAUUCAACAUUACAUCCUGGAAUGCUGUGCCUGGAGUUAACAUCCUGCAGCAUAUUCAUAGAGAGCCUGACAGAAAACAUGUAAUUAAUCCUAAAAAAAUGAUAGUUAAUCCAAGGAAAGUGGUUCAGACUUCAGUCCACUCUGUCCUACAUGCCUAUGGGGACAGUGUGAAUGUUCCCAUUGACAUUGCCCUAGUUUAUCAUUGCCGGGAAGCCCUUCAAGGAAAGCUUCCUAGAGAAUCUCUGAUUAGGGAUACAACACUCUGGAAAUAUAACUCAUCAUUAAUCAUGAAUGUUAACAAAGUGCUGCAGAAAACAGUGUUCUAACUACAGAGAAUGAGACAGGAGGGAGGGGUAGUGUAUGGAUUACCAAUAUAUAUAGAGGAUACUGGAAACAGCACUUGGGGGAGACCCAAGUUACAGAUAAUGUGCAUAUAAAAAGUCCCAUGCAGACAAGACAACAAUCAGUGAAGAAAUCAGAUGAUGAUGAAUACAUUUACCAGUGAUUUAAAGCAUGUGGGACCCUGUGAUAAUCUACAAUGACAUAUGAAGCUGUGAAAAAGACUCAAAUCACUUCAAUUAAUUCUCCACUGCAAGUAAACUAAGUGAAACAUGAGAGCCUAGAGACAGUAUCUGAGAAAUGGGCAACAUCUUCCCUACACUAACAGCUGUCUGAGCCGUUGUUCAGGGUGUCGGAAGUGAUGAUGCAAGUGAUUAGAAAGGUUAGGUAAAUCUUGAUUUUUUUUUUCACAUCCGUUGGCCAACAAACUUGCAAACAGUCUGAGGUUGGAUACUAUCGCAGUCAAAGAAGAUUUGUGUGGCGCCUAAGGAGGCUCUAGCCAUCCUUUGAUUUGUAAUUCCUUUAGGAUCCCCUGACAACGGGGCAGGGCUAACUCCGGGAGAAGAAGGGUUUAAAAAGCCAACUUGUGAGUGACCAGAAGAGCUAGAGAACAGGAGUGGCAAGGAGUUUUGCUGGAAGUGUGAAAACCAGAUAUACCUAAUAACCAUUCUCUAAGCUUAGGCCAAUAACCCCCACCCCACCUACCUGCCCACACAAAGAACAAUCAUACAUACACAAAAAAAAAAACCCUGCAAAAAUAAAAAUAAUGCAGGCAGAAGUCCAGCUACAAAGUGGGAGUGAUCAAGUUUAUUGCACUGAAGGCAGCAUUAUAAUUACCUGCCCAGUGGGUGCUUUUGGUGCAAGCAGCUCAUGGCCCUCAGACUGAGUAUGGGCUCUGGAGACCAGAGUGGCUGAAUUGGCAGAGCUAAGGGAGACAUAGGUACAUAGAUGGUACUUUCUGGGGCACAGUAGAGCAGUCCCAUGUCUGGUCUGACAGCCUCUUUGGUGUUAAGGAGGAUGAAAGUCUUGGGAAAGGAGAACAUCAAGAUGGAGCAGACCAUAGUUGAGACCUUCCUUCCAGAUGAUAUCACGGUAUCCUCCUGCACUGAGAAUACCUCUCUGAGGGAAGUUAUUAGAAAGAGACAGAAAUAGUAACGAAGGAUUUGAUUAUUAAAAAUAUAGAUAGUUGGGUUUAUGAUGAAUGAAAAAAACACAUGGUGAACUGCUGAGUGUGCAGGUUGCAGAUCUCACAGGACAUCUAGGCAGUGUUAUGUGCUGUGCAAGGGAGGAGCUGGGGGGGGUUGUAGUACCUACAUGUACCAAUGACCUAGGGCUUUGAUCUCCACCAAGAUCACUUUUUGAAAUUAAGGGCAACCCAGGAUCUAUCCCAUCCCUUCCCUGAGGCCCCGUCUCUUUCCCAAAGCCCUGCCCCAUGCCAUCUCUCACUUUCCCCCACCUUCACUCACUUUCACCAGGCUGGGGCAGAGGGUUGGGGUUUGGGAGAUGGUGCGGGGUCUGAGUUGGGGGCUAAGAAGUUUGCAGUGUGGGAGGGGGCUCUGGGCUGAGCCUGGGGGUUGGGGUGCAGGAGGAGGUGAUGAGUGCGAGCUCUGGAAGGGAGUUUAGAUGAAGGAGGGGUCUCUGGGCUGGGGCAGAGUGUUGGGGUGCAGGAGUGGGUGCAGGGGUGUGGGAUCUGGGAGGGAGUUUGGGUGCAGGAGGGGGUAUGGGAUGCUGGCUCCAGGAGGGGGCUCAGGGUUGGGGUGUGGGCUCCCAGUGACGGGCACUUAUCUUGGGCAGUUCCCGAUCGGCAUUGCAGCGGGGCUAAGGCAGGCUCUUUAACUGCCCCAGCCCCACUCAGGCACAUCGACACCCCCAUCCACACGUCGGGCCUCGCCUCCUCCCCCCCCCCCCCAGCCAGUAGUGUACAACGUGGCCAUGCCACUCUUGGAAGGGGCCAAUGUGUCCCUGCGGCCCCUGAGGGGGGCACGUAGCUCCACUUGCUACCCCUCUCUGCAGGCACCGCCCCCCCACAGCUCCCAUUGGCCACAUCUCCCUGUUCUCAGCCAAUGGAAGCUGCGGGGGUGGUGCUUGCAGGCAGGAGCAGUGUAUGGAGACCCCUGCCCCCUGCCGCAGGGGCAUGCUGGCCACUUCUGGGAGUGGCAUGGGGCCACAGCAGGCAGGGAGCCUGCCUUAGCAACAGGAAGCACCACUGCAGCUGGAGAUCGCGCUCGACUGGGAGAGUCUCCAGGAUUGACCGGUCGAUUGCAAUCAAUGGUUUGGUGACACUGACCUAGGAAAGGUAGGAGAGAAGUCCCUGAGGACUAAUUUAUGCUGCUAGCUAAGAAAUUAAAGUUCAGAACCUCCAUGGUAGCAUUCUCUAAAAGCCAAGAUGGUCAGGGAUGCAACCUUAUGCGCUGAGUGUCCCUAAGCCUCUGACUGGCAGAAGUUCGGCCUAGACAACGGGAUGGAUCACUCAGUUGUCCUGUUCUGUUCAUUUCCUGUGAAGCAUCUGCCACUGGCCCCUGUUGGAAGACAAGAUACAGGGCUAGAUGGACCAUUGGUCUGACUUAGUGUGGCCAUUCUCAUGUUCUUAAUGCAUGGUGAUCAAAAGACCUGAGCUACUAGGGAAAACAUAUGUUCCUUAAGGGUGGCUGCAAGAGCUAGAUUUAGGUAUCAGUCACCAUGCAAAGCCAGGAGAGGGAACUCACACUGGAGCCUCAAACCAUUAAUGAAGAGUUUCAGAGGAACAAGGAGCAAACAAUUGAUCAGCAAUGCUGUGGAUUUUUUGUUUUUAAAGAAAAUUUUAUGGAGUGUGUGCAGCUGAGCACAACCUAAUUAAUGAAAUUGAAAGGUGGGGCGGGGGGGUAGAAAGGAUGGAACCUGUUCUGGCAACUACAAGGUUACUUAUAGCAAAAUAUUGACUUUUACCUGUUUACUUUAUAUAAAAGUCUCUAAAGCAUUAAGAGAUGGAUAGAAUUAGAACUACAAUAAUUACUUGUUGACCACCAUGCUGCUGAAUUAUCUUAAAUAGCCCAGGUACAAAAUAUUAAAAUGAUCUAAAUUAGUGUCAUGUGCAAGUUCUGCUGAAUAAAAGAAUAACCAAAGUAGUGUGAAAAAUGACUUGCAAAUCUAGUAAUUGUUUAAAUUUCACUGUACAUUCUAUUUUAGUGCCAAACAAUAGUAUUUUAUACAAUUUUUUGUAAUUCUGUAUUGUAACAGUAAUGAAAAAAACAUUAAUUUUGUUUGAUUAAGCAAAAAAAUGCAAUAAAAAGGAGUGGGGUGGAUGUUUGAGAGGGUGCUAUUUCUUAACCUUAGGUGGUAUUAAAAGGGCUGCCUUUUUCAGCUGCCCCUAGUUGCCUAAAAAUGUUAAUUGGUCUCAGCUGUGUGCAGGGGACCUCACAGACAGCUUUUGAGGAGCAAUAGCUGGUACUCAGCAGUUAUUUGAAAGGAAGGCUGUUUUGUUUCUAGGUGGAGAAGAGGCUGUUGAAUGCGGAAGCUAUGUUCAGUUUUCCAUGAUCUUUCAUCUUAUUAUGAAGAAACAGUUAUUAGCUGGUUUCUAUUUUUUUGUAAAUCUGGUAAGAUCUGUUGUGUUGCUCCUUUGAGUUAACAUGUACUACUGUCUUUAACUAGUUACUUGUUUAUUAAUGUGUUCAUUCAUGCUUUAUUAAUAGUGAUAGUAGUGACAUGUUUUGUAUGCUGAGAUACCAAAAGCCAAAUCUGUUCCCCAUGCAGAAGGGUCCUCCUUACUGAGGAAACCUCUGGAAACAGUGUUAGGUAGUGGUGACUCCCUGUUGUCUACCACUUAGGGAGGUAGACAUAUCUUUGAUUUCUAUAAAUAACCUUAGAGUGCAGUCUGACAAUCUGAUCUGCCCAACCAAACCUUUACAUCCACAUUCAGUUCCUUAUCAGUGAGCUUUUGUGGAGGUGCAGCAAUCUAUCAUCGCAGAACAGACUGCAGGAUUGGGGCAUUAGAGAAGGGCUUUUACUCAUACAGGGUUUCUACAUAGCAUUUAGGCUUUCAUUCAGUCGGUCUUAAUUUGACUCUUAUAUUACACUUUUGGGGUCCCACUAUAAAUGAUUGAAUUAACUUGAUACUCUUUGUCAUUUUGGUGGUUGAUCUUUUCAAAAUGAGUCUAAAUCAGUAUUUUACAUAUAGUCCAUCAAAAUAAACAUUAUAGCACAGAUAAGCAUUAUAGUGAAGAGCAGUAUGAACAAAACAAUGUUACCAUUAUGUAUUUCUGUGGGGGAGACUUAAUCUUCGGCUCAUAGUGCUACACCACUAAUUAGACAAACCCUUGUAGGCCCAGAUAGUGUAUGGAGGGUGGGGAGGGCGCAGGGCAAGGGAAGGAUAGAAGGUGGUACAAUAAUAAGCAACUCCCUUGUGUUUUGGUGGUGUUUGAACACUGCCUAAAGUGAAUGGUAGCAAGUUAUCAAUAGCGGUAAUGUGCUUCUUGAAUAGUCAUACAUAGGCCUCUAUCAAGCAAGCAGGGUAUCCCUUUAGUUUGACUUGGGUUAGCUCUGAUGGCUUAGCUGUUCUGUAAAGCACUAGCUGAUUAUAUUGAGGCAUCUCACUAACACCCUUUCUAUUUGUCUAAGUGAGUCAAGUAUCUGGCAUUGUGGCUGUGCUAGUGCAUAAAGAAUCUAUAGUUAGUUGCUCAACUAAAUUCAAGACAACCAUUGAAUAGGUACACUGCAUAAAGUUAAGAGAUUAGUCCUACACUUAUACUGGCCUUAAUACUCACUUUAAUGUAAUUCUUUUGUAGUGGUGCUUUUUUCACUGUCCCAUUCUAGUUGAGUGCUUUCUACUUGGUGGGAAAAAGGUAGGAUACACUACAGGCCCAUUUUGUCUUCCAAAAUGUCAUCUGACACCAGGACUAAAUUCACCCAUAUUUUGUUUCAUCUUAUUAGCUGUGGUGAUUAGCUGACCAUGUGCUUGUCACAGUCAUGUGAAGUGUCCCAAAAAGAGUGAACAUUGUAGUAAGAUGAGGUCCUGAAAUAUAAACUCUUGUCAGAGGUGUAGUCUGAGGCCUGAACCAAAGUACUUCCAGGCAUUGCUAAGCAAAAGCUGGCCUGUGAGUCAGAGGCAGGCCUCAUUCACAGAAGUGGCAAGAAGAGGAACUUGUGCCAAGAUGACAUCAGGACACUCCACAGACAUAACAAGGAACAGGGAGGUGCAUCUUAAAGACAGGACAGCGGGAUGGAUAGAUAUGUUUGUCUGGAACAACAUGAUCAAAGGGGAGACAGCACCCUAAUGAGCCAAGGGACUGUACCUCAAUAUGUCAGGAGGGAUGAGUAAUCUGUCCUGUAACUGUAUAAAAGUAGGUCUUGGAGUGCGUAUCUCUGUUCAGCCUAGGGGGCAGUGGAAAGUCCCGCCUCUGACUGAGCUGUGUCCAUUGCCAGAGGGCACAUAUUCAUAGUAUGUCCUGUAGUCUAUAGGAAACUAUUACUGUGCUUCGUUUUGACAAUAAACCUGGCUUGCGUUCCUUCGUACCUUACUAGAGUCUGUGGUCUUUGGGGGUUCUCUUGGGAUUUCCUGUGUCAGCUAUUUGCGCAGAGUUGGGGCAGCACACAGAGGGAACACACACGCAGCCAACUGUUAUCGAACAAGAGCGGAGCACCACACUGGUAGUUAAUGACAGGAAACAUCACUCCUCACUACAGCUGCA